This is a messenger RNA of Polychytrium aggregatum, 1880 nucleotides long. RefSeq lists its product as uncharacterized. Lineage: Eukaryota; Fungi; Chytridiomycota; Chytridiomycetes; Polychytriales. The transcript is spliced from 4 exons. The record is from RefSeq and is a predicted model, not a curated record. Bases 33 to 1880 code for a protein of 615 amino acids.
UCGAAACGACUGCUGCUCCUUUGGCAGGAUUCAUGGAUCCGAUCGUCCCACCAGAGCCAAGCCAUCCUGCAACCAACGAUCGACUGAACAUGAGGUCCAAAGGACAGCCGACGGGCCUGUCGGUGCAAUGUACCUCGCUAAAGUCCCACCUCCGCGAGCCAGUCUCUGCGUCUACAAAAGUCAGCUCUGGGGUGACAAAAGCACUGCCCAUGCGAGCAAAGUCGACACCUGAAUCUGCUCCCAAAUCACGCCAGCGAAAGGUCACGCAUCCGACGCAUGCCUCCAAGACCACCUCCGGGUCGAGCACACCCCCUGCUCCAUGGUCAAAACAGUCCCGAUCGCCUGGCUCUGCAAACAGGAAGGGCUCGGUCCAUUCGGCAGACGCGCCCACCACCCCGGCCCAGCACCCGACCAGCAUUAUGGCCGCAAAGGCCGUGCUUGUCAAGUCAGACUCCUCAGACACUCUCGCCGAUCCCCCUGUGCGUCCCGCUGUUGAAUUCAGCCAUCAGCUCGAGGUCUCAGCCAUCGCUAUCCAGAGAUGGUUUCGGGCUCGACUCGAGCUGGGCAAGCUUUGGGCUCGACGCGACAUGCACUUCGAGCCCACCAACUCGUUGAUACCGACAGAAACUGCCGGUGCUGCCGAGAGCGACGAAAGCGACGUGACUCGGAGGCGAUUGGAGAAGGCACGAAAGAUGCGGGAGGAGCUGAUGAGAGAACGGAUCAUAUCGAUCCGACCGGCUGUCUCUGGGAACGCCGCAGACAAAUCGCUCGCCAGCCCAAGGCCAAUAUCUGCUUUAUCAAGUUGCAGAGGGGAUCUCAUGGUUAGCCAAGCUGUGGUGAUCGAGAACGACUCGAUAGCCGAUAUACCGGAUUGCUACACACCUUCGUUUGAAGAUUUUGAAGAAGACGACAACCAAACAAUUGCCGAUGACCAUGAGGGGGUGCACCCUGAGCCUCUGACUGCCGUCGCGCUGGACGAAAUAGUGCCGUCGGCUCAGAGUCCCGCCUCAUGCUUCGAUAGCAGCUCUGUUGAGCCCAUGCCGUCGACCGAACGCCUGACCAGGACGCCUCCUCCGGCGACCGGAUGUAUCGAUACGCCCUCUCCACAAGCCAGGGUUUUGAUUCAUCAAGAAUGCACUCAGACAAUUCGUCCACAGUCUCGACAGGCACAUCAUGCAGGCGGAGCCAGCUGUGUCGAACUCGUUUCCGGAGCCCGGACAGUGUCCAACCAUGCUCAAGCACGUCGCCUCGAUGCAUUGCCGGUGGAGUCGGCCAGCAUCCGGCCAGUGACAGCCGAGAGAGCCACUCGAUUAGUCACAGCGACCGUCGCCAUGCAUGCUGGGUCGUCGAAAACGAGCCCACCGUCAGAUACGGAGACGCACCAAUUAGGUCCUGCCAUCGUCUCACGCAGCGGACCCAUGGGCUCAUCCGUGCCAAGUUGCCACAUCGGCUAUCCACCGCUUUCAUCCGCUCCAGCCACCCGCGCAUCAUCUGCAUCGCUUGUGACGAUGGCUGUGGCCGACAAUUCUCGGCAACGCCUCGCUCCGGAUCCGCACGUAUCUGCGUCGACACUGCCGGCAGCCGGAGCAGCGCCCACGCAAGCAGAUGACACGCAAACAACCCGCAGGAUCGAUCGGAUCAUGAACUUUUUGAAGAAUGUCGAUGAAGUAGACUCGACAACGCCAGCGCGGCCAACGAAGGACAGCGCGGCUCCUGCGUUUCAAGAAUCUCCGGCAGGUUCAGAUGUCUUUCACGGUGUGAAAGCCAAGAUUAUGGGCCAGCAAAUGGAGAUCGAAGAAAAGGCAAGGAUGAUCGCGCUGCUCAAGGAGGAGAUCAAAAAGGCCAAGUCUACCUUGAAUGACAGAGAAGAAGAGCUGUAA